Messenger RNA from Photinus pyralis (common eastern firefly), 729 nucleotides. RefSeq lists its product as uncharacterized. NCBI's taxonomy places the organism in Eukaryota, Metazoa, Arthropoda, Insecta, Coleoptera, Lampyridae. The transcript has 3 exons. The record is from RefSeq and is a predicted model, not a curated record. Bases 146 to 424 code for a protein of 92 amino acids.
CAGCCGGUCAAUGUGAGCGCGCUCUUCCGCGGAGCGACCUCGUGUUCCGAGGUUGCUUUUCGAUAUAUAACACACUGUGUUAACGUGCCCCACGUAACUAACUUCUUUGACUAUCGGUGAUUUAGUUUCACUUGUGAGCACCAACAUGCGAAUAGUAAUCGCCUCGUUAAGCCUCUGCCUAUUUUUGACUUUGGGUAAAAGUCAAAGUUUCGGAGGUUAUGGAUUUCAUCAGGCGUUCGCUGGAGGAUUAGAUGCGUCACUAGGUCUUAGAGAUCCUAGACAAAAUACUGGACCGGUCGUUUUCCCUCCGGCACCUCCUGAUAGUGGCGAAACGAGCGGGGUCAUCCCAGGGGCAUCUGGAUAUGGAUUUGUUCCACCAGGCCAAAGCGCGGGAAGGCCACAAGCAUUGCAUUCUUUCUUUUGAAACAACUAUCAACGCGGUAGACGUGGUACUGCAAAUGUUAGACGAACUCUAAUUGUAAUGUAUAUUUAAAAAUGUGCAAUAAGUCCAAACGGUGCUACAGUAUUUAUUAUUGUUAUUACACACUCAUUGUUUAUUGCCUAAUUGGUAGCACUGUUUACGUAAAUGCAUGUAAAUGCUUAAUACCUACCUACUUAAUGUAAGACUAAAUGGAUAUGUUUUUAGUUUAGGUAAAUCCAAUGUAAAUAGAAUAUUAUACAAAAUAUGUGUGUGAACCUUAUUUAUUAAUAAAUGUUGUUUUUUAUUCA